AUGUACUUUUUUCCCAACUGUUUCCUACGCUCGAUCGGUGAGGCGUUUUUAUGCCAUUCUGCACAUCAAAAUUAUCCUGCGGGCGUGAAUCCCGUACUACAGAGCAAGUUAUCAUCCAGCGAUAUCCUCGCGGCAGGUGGAGCAGAUCGUCUAUCAGCGAUCGGCUGUCAAAAGGCGCUUGACCGGUCGAUCCUUUUCAAAACACGCUACACAAUGCAUUGGCUGCACUAUUUAGGACUCUUGUUUUUAAGUCAAGCUGUGGCUUACACCAUUCCAGAGGUACUCUUCGAGUAUCCAACGAUGCGAGGAUUCCGUGCCAGCAUUCCGGACACUCCCGGGUUGGAGAUGUUUGCAUUCCAUGCGCGACUCAACAAACCCUUCGAGCGGUUCGAGGAAGGAGAUUACACCGAAGACAUUGUAAAGCCCAACGACAACGGCCAGUGGACGUACGAAACCACCAAACCACAGCUCCCACACGGUACAGUCAUCUACUAUUGGGUGUACGUGCAGUUCGAAAAUGCUGGCUAUUGGCUCAAGGAUCAGGUACACACGGUUAACAGACCGAAGGGAACGGGAACACGUAAGACCACUCCAAAACCAACCACAACCGUGAGUCCGUGCGUGAAAACUGUGACGACCUUUAACGGAGGUCAGUCGACCUGUGCCGGGAAGCUGAUUUUCGAGGACACUUUCGAACAGGGUACCUUCGCACCCAAGUGGCAGCACGAGAUCCGCAUUCCACUGGACACGGAGUCGGCCGAAUUCCUAUCCUACCAGAACUUAUCGGAAAACAGCUACAUUGCGGCGGGCCGGCUGAUCAUCGUCCCAACACUUGUUACUGCGGACGGGGUCUAUACGGAUGAGCGGAUUCGGACUGGAGAACUCGUGCUCUCAGGCUGUAAAUCUCCCACGGCCAAUCCGUACGAAUGCCAACGACAAGCCGCCCGAUCGACCAUUCUCCCGCCCGUCGUGUCGGCAAAACUAAACACCAAAAACUAUUUCCGCUUCCGAUACGGACGCGUCGAGAUACGCGCGAAACUUCCAAAGGGCGAUUGGAUUUUCCCACAGCUUUACCUGCAGCCGUAUGAAAACUUCUACGGAUUUGCCGAUUACGCUUCCGGCCAAAUGUGGAUCGCCCAUGUCCUUGCAAACCGUCAGCUAAUGGCGGCUGACGGAAAGCAGCUUGAUGGCCGGCGAUUGCGAGGUGGUGUGCUCAUCACCAACACCGAACCCGUCCGGUCUGAAUUCCUGCGCUCGAACGUGAAUGAUGAUCAUUUUGGCGAUCAGUUCCACGUGUACGGAUUGGUGUGGACACCGGAACAAAUUGCCCUCACCAUCGAUGGGUUCCAGUACGGCACUCUACGGCAAAACUUCCGCCAGCUCGCACACCAACGCAACCUGACGCAGGCAACUCACUGGAAUGCGGAAGCACCUCUGGCACCGUUCGAUCGUGAAUUCUACAUCUCGCUCGGUGUUGGCGUUGGUGGUGUGAAGGAUUUUCCCGACCUUAUCCAGACCGGACAGGGUAGAACACCGAAACCGUGGAACAACACCAGCCCGAAGGCGGAGUAUUUCUUCUACCAGAACCGCAACACCUGGUACCGGACGUGGACGGAACCAGAGCUAACAGUGGACUACGUGCGGGUUUACGCACUCUAA
Molecule: messenger RNA, 1659 nt
Organism: Anopheles nili
Lineage: Eukaryota; Metazoa; Arthropoda; Insecta; Diptera; Culicidae
Gene: GNBP1
Product: beta-1,3-glucan-binding protein
Exons: 7
Coding region: 1-1659 (552 amino acids)
Biological process (GO): carbohydrate metabolic process
Molecular function (GO): carbohydrate binding; protein binding; hydrolase activity, hydrolyzing O-glycosyl compounds
Source: RefSeq, a predicted model, not a curated record